CACGGUCGGUUGCCCCGCCCCUUUCGCUCUUUCCCGACGAGCUGUCGGUGCUUAUUUGCGCCGUGUGAGGCGCUGGGUCUUGGCGGCGCGAUGUGGUUCCUCUACCUCCUCAGCUGGUUCUCGCUGCUGCUGCAGGUGGCCUUCGUGACACUGGGAAUCGCUGCUGGCUUGUACUACCUGGCAGAGUUAAUAGAAGAGUACACCGUCAUUACCAGUCGCAUCAUCAAGUAUAUGAUAUGGUUCUCCACGGCAGUACUGAUCGGUCUCUACUUCUUUGAGAACUUCCCAAUGUUGAUGAUCGGGGUUGGACUCUUCACAAACCUGGUCUACUUUGGUCUUUUGCAGACAUUUCCAUACAUCCUGCUCACCUCUCCUAACUUCAUAUUAUCAUGUGUGCUGGUGGUCUAUAAUCACUACCUGGCCUUUCAACACUUUGCAGAAGAAUACUAUCCAUUCGCUGAGGUUUUGGCUUACUUCACGCUGUGCCUCUGGAUAACUCCUUUCUCCUUCUUUGUGUCGUUAUCUGCGGGGGAGAAUGUCCUUCCAUCCACAAUUCAGCAAGGAGAUGACGUUGUGUCAAACUAUUUCACCAAAGGGAAGAGGAGCAAGAGAUCGGGAAUCCUGGUGAUCUUCACUUUCAUCAAGGAGGCAAUACUGCCCAGUCGACAGAAGAUAUACUGAGGGCUGUAUGCCAGAGCAGUGGUGGUACUGAUGGAGAGGUGGAGGAGGGGAGGGGGAAGCAGAGACCAGUAAACUGAAUAAAAUGAAAAGUUGACGAGCUCCUCCUUGGACACCAUCAUGGAAUUCACUUUGGAUUAACUUCCUCAUUCACUGGUCUCUCCCCCCUGAAGAAAUUAAUGUUGAUUUUAAACAUGACCUUUGCACAUAUUUUGGAAUUUGGAAAGACUUUGAACAAAUGAAAAACCGAAUCUCGUUCCAUUUGGUAGAUCUCUGUUGGAGUUCCCACGCACUGCAUUAUUGUAAACAUUGCUCUUUUUUGACAGUGGAUGAUAGCUGUAUACAGUCGGCCGCUGUUGCUGCCAGUAAACUUUACUGGGUUUAA
Molecule: messenger RNA, 1063 nt
Organism: Hypanus sabinus (Atlantic stingray)
Lineage: Eukaryota; Metazoa; Chordata; Chondrichthyes; Myliobatiformes; Dasyatidae
Gene: tex261
Product: testis expressed 261
Exons: 6
Coding region: 91-681 (196 amino acids)
Biological process (GO): endoplasmic reticulum to Golgi vesicle-mediated transport
Cellular component (GO): endoplasmic reticulum membrane; COPII-coated ER to Golgi transport vesicle; Golgi membrane
Molecular function (GO): COPII receptor activity
Source: RefSeq, a predicted model, not a curated record